This is a messenger RNA of Linum tenue, 1250 nucleotides long. NCBI's taxonomy places the organism in Eukaryota, Viridiplantae, Streptophyta, Magnoliopsida, Malpighiales, Linaceae. The record is from the annotation of a GenBank genome assembly.
CAAAUCCUAAUUGAGUCUUCGCUCGACUGUACUGCGAGUUCAACAAUUAUCUUUCCAUUCUGUCUCUCAUCCACCGCUCCGCUUCUCUUUCUCCCUUCACCGUCCCCGGGAAACGCCCGCUCCACCGUCAAUUCUCCGGCCAUUGCAGUUCCUGACGUGGAGCGGUAUUUUACUGAGACGGGAAAUGGUCUCCCCGGAGAACACGAAUUGGAUCAUGGAGUACGGCCUGAUCGACGACAUCUCCGUUCCCGAUGCCAAUUUCUCAGUCCCGGUCAACGGCUUUUCCUGGCCCGUCCAAACCCUAAAUGCUCCUCCUCCAUCUAAUGCCGCCGGUCAAAUUGAUGCGUCGUUUGGAGAAUCCGAAGGCCAGAAAGAAUCCAGUUCCAAGAAAAGGGGUAGAUCUGAGUCAUGUAGCGGAUCAAGCUCGAAAGCAUGUAGGGAGAAGUUGCGUAGGGAUAGGCUCAAUGACAAGUUUCUGGAAUUAGGCUCCAUAUUGGAACCUGGAAGACCUCCCAAAACCGACAAGGCAGCUAUUUUAGUUGAUGCUGUCCGGAUGGUGAAUCAAUUACGUGGUGAAGCACAGAAACUGAAGGACUCAAAUUCAAGUCUUCAAGAGAAAAUUAAAGAAUUGAAGGUGGAGAAGAAUGAACUUCGUGAUGAGAAGCAGCGUCUUAAAGCAGAGAAAGAGAAGCUGGAACAGCAAAUGAAAACCAUUCACGCUCAACCUAGCUUUUUGCCUGCUCCCCCUGCUAUUCCAGCUGCCGCCUUUGCUGCAGCUCAAGGACAAGCUCCCGGCAACAAGUUGGUGCCUUUCAUUGGUUAUCCGGGAGUUGCUAUGUGGCAGUUUAUGCCGCCGGCUUCGGUUGAUACCUCACAGGACCAUGUGCUCCGACCGCCUGUGGCUUAAGUUGCCGCAAUCGUUGGUGGCUGAGGGCUGGAUUUUGCAACCCAAGUUGUAAUUCGUUCUCCUCUUAUUGUUCUUGGUCAUGUAUGAGCUUUUGAUGAAGUGUUCUAACUCAGAAUUGGUGGGUGACUCCGUGGCCCCUGCAAUGUCCCAAUCUGGAGUGAUGAUCUAUGAAUUAUUGCUGGUAUACUCGUGUAAAUUUCAAUAAGUUUCUCUAGCAGAUCUCUAUAGCCGUAUCAUCUCUCUGAACUAUAUGUUCAUUCUUCUCGCACAAAAUAUCCGAUCGUUGACAUUUUCGGUAAUAUCCUCUGGUACGAUUUUACAAUCCGCUGGCUAAAACAGGAAU